AUGGGCCACUCGUUAUUUCUUCUUUUCGCAACAUUCGCUCGCCUGGUGCUGAGCUACGGAAUACCCCAGGGAGUGGUUCACGGCCAGGUGGUACGUCGUUGCGAUAAUGAACCUUAUGGCCCGAUAUAUCAGGGCAACGAAACCCAGCCGUUUGGAAGGGAGACUGUUCCUCCCGGAACGACUAUUGGACCUAUCAUCACUCCACCUCCCCUUCCAUACUGCGAUGAAAACCAUGGCUUUCCUUGCGCUACUCCAGGAUAUCCGGAGCCCCUGAGAUCGAACUGGUCUUUGUUGAAUCAAACUCUUACGGCCAAUGCCACAAACAACCAAACUGGGCAGUUUACCUUUGGUCCCGAGCAGAGUUCAACGCCUUCAUCAGCGCCCUCCAAUAACUCGGACUACACAUCCAGUGCUACGCCUUUUCCCAAUGACAAUAGUAUGACUACUAUGGUCAUGAAUGUUACAGUAACGGUCGGAGUUGCUUCUAGCCAGACUGGAUCUUCUCCGGCUUUCAAUUCAUCGUGCCAGUCCCUUUCAGGCUCCAGAUGCUUGGGCCCGAACGCGCCCUUGACAAGUGGUGAAGUUCCUCUCUGGGGCAACAAUUCUUUUGUGCCUUCAAGCUCGUCGGAAUCUCACAGCAGCCGAGUUUUCACAGUCCUGACCAUUGAUUUCACGCCUCCGCCUGAGUCAGUCGUUGCGACUGUGUUUGAGCCAGAGCCCUCAGAGACCGCCAACGAGGCCUCGUCCUCUCUGAUCAAUGCAAAAGGCUCUCCAUCACCCUUGAUAAUGACAAUCGUGACCAUUGCGGUCGGCUCAAAUACGCGCACAGCACAAACGACAUCAUCGACCAGCGCUAGCUACAGUUCUACAACCUCGCAGGAUGUAGGCGCACUCAAUGGUAGCACCACAUCGACUAUGCCAUCAUCUGUGUCCAACAAUGGCAAUGGUCUCAAUUCUUCAAGCACCUCAGCCUCGUCUAACUUGACGUCGGGCUCGGGAGUCUUUGGCCCGUUGACGACAGGUCCCAGUGCCACGGGUACAGCGUCCAUGUCGAACUCAUCGUCAAACGAGAACAUGACUAGCUCCGCCCCAUUCUGGAGCAACAGGACAACGACAUCUGCCACCAACUUGACGACUGCUUCAGCUUGGCUCGACUGGAACAUGACGGCAGGGGUCGUGAGCGCCUGGUCCCAGUAUAACAUUUCUUUCCAACCCACGGCCACAGGUGGGAAUAGUUCAGAGUCCCUUGCCAGUCCGACCAUGACGAGUAGUUCUUCCUGGAACAGUUCCGUGACAGCGAUUUUUCCUUCCACCACCAACAGUACAGUCUCGAGUACAGCGUCGGAUAACUCCACGAACUUCUUACCCACGUUGACUUCCAACAGCAUGAAUUCUACUUCGCCCACAGAGACCUCGGCCAUCACUGCCAGCCCCAACAACAGCUCAAGCAACAGCUCAAGCUCUUGGUCCAGUGAAGUUGGUCCAACAUCGCUGAGUCCGAACGCCUCGACGAUCUGCGAUACCAAUGCCACAGUGGCAUUUUGUACUGGCAGUAACGCUCCAUGGCUCGCUCCAGAAACUACCGCUGCCUCGCUUACGAGUACAAACAACGGCACGGGUUGGACUGUGACCUCAAUGGGAGCAACUACGCUUUCCACAUCGUUCCUGUCAGCAAGUGGUAGCGGCGACGGGGCCAGUGGCAAGAAUACCACCUCAGCGACCUGGCACCCGAUGUUUCAGCCUCAUCGAGUAGAAGGUCGGUCUCGAGGACGAUUACAUGAAAGAGAGCACGAAAGAGGACGCGCGAGUAAUGAGCCGUACAGCGACGCAGGUGGCCACCGUGAUCGUGAUCACGAGCAGAAGAAGGCAGAGCUUAUGGCUUGGGUGAGGCCUCAGAGGGCGAGGAUGUUUUUGCUUCUCUGA
Molecule: messenger RNA, 1923 nt
Organism: Exophiala oligosperma
Lineage: Eukaryota; Fungi; Ascomycota; Eurotiomycetes; Chaetothyriales; Herpotrichiellaceae
Exons: 3
Coding region: 1-1923 (640 amino acids)
Source: RefSeq, a predicted model, not a curated record